Messenger RNA from Pogona vitticeps (central bearded dragon), 3232 nucleotides. It is a transcript of the gene LRP11, whose product is annotated as LDL receptor related protein 11. Lineage: Eukaryota; Metazoa; Chordata; Lepidosauria; Squamata; Agamidae. Gene Ontology annotation, molecular function: serine-type endopeptidase inhibitor activity; protein binding. The record is from RefSeq and is a predicted model, not a curated record.
AUGGUGGCAGUUAACUUUGCCAGCAUGUGGGUGAACAGGGAAGAAAAGCAACACUGGGUGGAAAGGCUGUUGGUGAAAGAAUUAAGCCCUAUAAACCGCUCCUCUGCUCCAGUACCGCCGCCGCCGCCGUCGGCGCAGAAGGCCGGCCCGGCCCGCUGCUACCUCUUCAACUGCACCUACCGCGGCCGCGCCGUCUGCCUCUUCUCCCCGCAGCGCGGCUACAGCAGCUACAGCCUGGAACCCACCAGCCUCCCGCCAGGCCCCGAAAUUGAUGAGCCUCCCAUCAGCAAGGCCGGAAAAGACAUUAUCCUCCAGCUGCCAGUUGACUGGGUGAUUCUGGAUGGCCGAGAAAGCAUUGAUGACCAUGGAAUCAUACAGUAUGAAUGGGCGUUGCUUCAAGGUGCUCCUUCCUUUGAUAUGAAGGUACCACAGCCAGGAACUCUGAAGCUUUCUCAUUUGCGUGAAGGAAAAUAUGUGUUACAGCUGACUGUGACUGAUACUGCUGGCCAAAGGAGCUCAGAUAAUGUCUCAGUGACAGUACUUCCAAUGGUUCACUCUGGAUUAGGAUGUGCUGGAACUUGUUCACGCUACCAGUUCCUCUGUGAUGAUGGCUGCUGCAUUGAUAUCACCUAUGCCUGUGAUGGAGAGGAACAUUGUCUUGAUGGCUCUGAUGAAGCUUUUUGCCAGAAACUUAACCCAGGACAACAUACAAUAACGCAGGCAGCCAUUAGCUCUCUCCAGCAAAAUACCAUUGAGCACACAAAAGAUGCCAACAAAGAGCUUACGUUGGAAAUCACCCAGAAAACGACUGUAACCGGCCAUACACCUAAUGCCAACAAGUUCAACCAAUCACCCUCUCAGGGACCAAAGAAACAAACUACUGGGUAUUUACCAGAGCAAUGCUUGAUGCCUGCAUCUGCUGGUCCAUGUAACGGGCACUUCCCUCGCUGGCAUUUUGAUGCUUUUUCUGGCACUUGUGUACAUUUCAUCUACGGUGGCUGCAAAGGCAGUGAAAACAACUUUCUUCAAGAAUCUGACUGCCUUGCUGAAUGUGUAAACAUUCAUGAUUCUAGGUCCUCAGGGAAAGGCACAGAUGAUAAGAAUGAAAGUGACAUUGUGGUGUUAAAGGGCAAUUCCAUUGAUAAGAGCCAUCCAGUCCCAGAAACAGGUGCUGUGCUUCCUCUGGCUCUGGGACUGGCCAUCACUGCUUCGCUGCUGCUCAUGGUAGCUUGCCGAUUGCGGCUAGUGAGACAGAAACUUAAGAAAGCUCGGCCCAUUAUGUCUGAGGAAUCAGAUUACCUCAUAAAUGGGAUGUAUCUCUAAAGCAGGAUUCAGGUUACUUCACUUCUCUCAAUCCUUCUAAAAAGAAAGUGUGCCUCUUACAUCUUACAUUUUUUUAAAAAGUAAAAAAAAUUCAUGUUUAGAAGAGAGAACAUCAGUAUAUUUCUUUUUUAUGUCUGCGGUAGAAUAAAUGUGUAUAGCUGAAGUGGCAUGCAGAAUGGCUUCCUCUGCCAUAGCUGUAGGACUGUCCUAUGCUUGGCAAUAAGACAGGUUCCAUCUUCGUGUGUUGUGUAUGUAGCAAUGUCACAGAGCAUUUUAACCCAUAUCUCAGGUGUGCAGGGUAAACACCACUGGGGCUUGUGGUAUGGUGGCCAAAAUACCUGUAGAACCCAAUGUAAAUGACUUACUCAUGAACCUGCUCUCUUGUUACAUUCCAUCUUCACCCAGCUCCAGUUUUUGAAAUAGCUUAUAGCAAUGUUACUGCACCACUUACUAUAUUGGUGUCUGUUGCUGGCAUGGCUGCUCCAGUGUGAUGACCUGAGACCCUGAUGCCAAUAGGACGGCACAGGUCAGGCCAUGGGCUAAUACAUCAGUGAUAUCAGAUUCCUAACAUGUUAUUUGCUGGUGUGCCAGCUAGCAACAUUAGGUCUUAAGUGAGAAAUUAAUCUGUUUCUUUUUUCCAGAAUUUCUUUACUAAUUUCAAUCAUUUAUUAUGAUUAUGAUUAUUGACACAUGACACUAGUCAAUUUAGGAUGGGUCAAAAAGAAUAAAUGUGUAUAGCUGAAGUGGGAUGCAGAAUGUCAAUAUUACUUCACCCUAUGGAACUAGAGCAGUAAGACAGUUAUACUUUGAGGUCUUGCCCUCAUAGGUCAUUCACAGUAGACAGUAUACACCUGGAAAUGCCUGUGUUAUAGUGCAUUGGUAAUGGGCCACACAUCCACAUAUAUGAUUAUUUUUCCACAUUCUCCUUAGUGCUGCCAGCCUUUACUACACACAAGCUGUAGACAGACACUUAUUGGAUGACUCGUGCGAUAGUUGUGAAGUUUUAGUUCACAUAAUUAGAAGGUUAAUUGCUAAUUCUCUUCCUUCUUACUUACCUAAUAAAUACUGUACAGGGUUUUAGAAUUAUAAACCUCUGUCCUCCUAUCUCUAAAGCAAGAUAUGCCAAUUCCAUCUUACUGCUCUAAAAUAACUAAUUAAUAGACUGCUUUGCACUUACCUAAUGGCAGUGACAGAUGUAUGUUUAUUUCAGGCUUAUAUGUGUUUCUUCCAAAUUCAGAGCUAUUUGUAUUCUCAUUCCUAUAUAUUUUUUAAUCUUUUUAAAGGGGGACGUGUAGCUUUGGCUAAAACAGCAUAAGGAACAAGGUUUAGUAAGUCCACAAGGUAAAAUAGAAGGUAAACAUGUUUACUUGUACACUAGUCUGCCCAUAUAUUACUGAUUUGUAGCACUUAGCCUGAAAGAAAGUAAGGAACCCACUUUCAGCUAGAGUACCAUUUGACUGCCUGCCUAAAGGCACUUUGUAUUGGCCAUCUGACUUUUAUCAUACUACCCCGCAGAAGUACUGGAUUUCAUUUAGGUGAAAGAUUAGGCCGGCCACUUCAUUAGGCAGAGAGCGCUACAAGUGGGCUUUAAUAAUUCACACAGCAGAAAGAAAGCGCAUUUAAAAUGUUCCCUUACCUGGAGCAUCCAGUGAAUUAAAAAAAACCCUCAAAACAUAACACAGCAUGGAAAAACUCUAUAACCAUGUCUCUUUGUUAUGCUAGUUUUCUCAAGAGAUUUCUUUUGCAUUGUUAAACUGAAGAAUGUUAAAAAUACGAUACCGACCUUAAGUCUGAAGUGGUACUGCCUUACUUUUCAAGAUUCUUGUACAGAGGUAGGUAAAAAGGUAAAGGUAAAGGUUCCCCUUGACAAUUUUUGUCCAGUCGUGUUCGACGCUAGGGGGCAGUGCUC